GUUGAAAGAAGCGAACGCACUGCAACCAAGGUGACCACAAUUCAGGAUUGUAUUAUUUGUGCAGCUGGGUUUUGUGAAAGCUGGGUUUGGGAGAAAGGUCGCUCGGCAAGGCCGCCUGUCCCAGGCCCUGUGUGUUUUCUUCUCGUAGAGCUUGCACUAUAGCUGACGGUCGCACCUCUUGUAGACCUUGCGAACGUGUCGGCGAACACGUUGAACCAGUGCGCAGGAGAGUUUGGCUGGUGGCAGCUUGUACCACCACAUCUACAUACUUUUUGUGAGGGCAGAAGGUAAUCCAAACAACAGUGUAGAACCCACACUCAAUAGCUCCAUCAUUCAGUACGCUCCAUGGCGGCAAGGGCCGCCUACCGGCACAUCCUCCGCACAGUUGAUUCUCACAUCACAAGUGUGAAUAACAACCAGCAAUGGAAGGACCACAUACGCACACUAUUCCGCGCGGGCGCCUCUGAGCCCAACGCCACGGAGGCAGCCAAGAAGAUCGAACUGGCAGAGGACUAUGCGUUUCUGGUGGAGAGUGUGCGACUCCAGAAGGAUCUGCUGAUGUCUUACAACAUCAGCACCGCAAGGGACGACAAAAAUCGGUUAGCUCAAUCCGCAGCUAGGGUCGGGCUUCAGUUGCCAGACUUGACUCCCAGGCACACACCAGGUUGAGAAGCUUUUGCUAGAAGCUUAUAGAUUUCUUAUUUGCUAUGAAGCGAGAUUAAUUCACUACUUGCACGCUGGACCACAUGGUAGGUCCUUAACCGACGGGUCUAACUUAGUCCAAUCAGCAGAGGUCCGAAUGUUUGUUGCUGACUCACACGCGCGCAUGUGAUGUAAGUGGGAGUUGGAACGUCGCAUUUGUCGAAUGCAAGGUCACUACUCUAGGAAAGGCAGCCUUCGCUCUGAAGAGUCAGCAAUUCAAUGCUUCAGGGCACCUAUAAUCGGCAGGCCGCAUAUAGGAACGCGGAGACAAACGACGGUGUCAUAUGGGGCCGCCAAAUGAAUUAUUAGACGCUUCCGUCGAAUCAGGCUAUGCACGUAUUACCUGUACGUGGCACUGACACUGACAUACCGCCCAUUGAAAUUGCUUUCAGCG
This is a messenger RNA of Klebsormidium nitens, 1096 nucleotides long. The record is from the annotation of a GenBank genome assembly. Lineage: Eukaryota; Viridiplantae; Streptophyta; Klebsormidiophyceae; Klebsormidiales; Klebsormidiaceae.